AUGGCUUCCUCAACAGCCCAGCUCCCUCCCAACGUCCACGUCUCCCAGCACCCGUGUCUCCGUGCGAAGCUCUCGCAGCUGCGAUCCCAGUCAACACCGGCGCGGGAUGUCAAGUCUUUGGUGAACGAUAUCGCGUUGAUGGUGGCAUAUGAGGCCCUCGCCGCCUCAACAAAAACGACGGAUGGUCCCAAAGACGCUACACCGCUGGGCUUCGAGUUUACCUCGACCCAAAUCACACCCUCCCGCCUCUGCCUCGUUCCCAUCUUGCGCUCAGGCCUCGGCAUGGUAGAAGCCGUCCAAACCAUCCUUCCAACCCCCGUCCCCGUCCACCACCUCGGCCUCUACCGGGAGCCCUCGACCCUCGAACCGGUCGAGUACUACAACAACCUUCCCAACCAGCUUGCUGUCGACGGCUCCAACUCGGACGCCAGCGAUCUGGCCAUCAUCCUCGACCCGGUCAUCGCGACGGGCGGCACCUGCGCCGCCGCCAUACAGACCCUCCGCGAGUGGGGCGUCAAGCGCAUCGUCGUCCUGGCAGUCAUCGGUGCCGCCGAGGGCGUAAAGCGCGCUGCGGAAGAGUGGGCAGACGCGACAGACAUCUGGAUCGCGGGCGUCGACGCCGAGUUGACGCCGAACGGCAUGCUGAAGCCUGGCCUGGGCGAUGUCGGUGACCGGUUGUUCCUUACUAUUGGCAAAUGA
Messenger RNA from Colletotrichum spaethianum, 699 nucleotides. Its product is annotated as uracil phosphoribosyltransferase. The record is from RefSeq and is a predicted model, not a curated record. The coding region runs from base 1 to 699 and encodes 232 amino acids. NCBI's taxonomy places the organism in Eukaryota, Fungi, Ascomycota, Sordariomycetes, Glomerellales, Glomerellaceae. The transcript has 3 exons.